AUUCGCUCGUUGGUGGCGGACGCGUGUGUCGCUAAAGAGAGAUUCGUCGACAAUGCCGAUAUCAAAUAUUCGAAUCAAAACUGAACUGUACAGUGACAAUUUUUGUGUUAAAAAAAAUUAUAUAUGAACACAAUUGAAGUGCUUCAGUGAUGCUGACGGUGAUUGUAAAUUAAAAACGGAAAUGGGGUGCCAAAGUAAAAUUUCUUUUAAACUUACGCGCCGGGAUUAGAUGAGAUUUAUCUCGGAAAACAAGGGGGAUUAAGGUUUAUUUUAAAAGCUCCCUAUUCACUAUGUUGUACAAUGUAAUCCACAUUAUCGUUCGUGCUAAAGUCGCCUCUCGCACGGACUACUUACGCGUAACGAUCCCUCGGUUAGUGUAAAAUAAAAAUAGAACCAUCGUUAUCUUGUAGUAACUUUUAAUAUAUGACGCGCCAUUCAUUAUAUGGCCCGGGAGUGUCAUUUAACUAUUUGUCAACGAGUUAAUUACGAACUAGAAUAAAUGUUGACAGAUUUAGUGGGAACAGGUAGAGUUGUCGCAGCUCGUAAGUUGUGACACGAUGUCUCCGAAGUAUUCAGUAAUUAAGAGAUAGAAAAGCGUUUGAUUUGGACUAAUCGUUAAUUGAUAUUCUGGUGUUAGUUAUAAUCAUGGAAAGGAAAUUAGUGUCAAAUUAAAUAUUAAUAUAAUUGUGUAAGAUAAAUUAGGAAACCAAUAUAAUGGCGGAGAACAUGAAGAGCUUAAAGAGGCAUUCGUAUAUAUUGAAUGCAAUUCUACUGUUCAUCUCGCUGAUUUAUGAAGCCGGCGGACUCCGCACCACUGAACUCCGUAUAACGCCGCGUGUCGUCCAGAGAGGGAGAAAUGUCACUAUGGAGUGUGUAUACCAGACACACGACUAUAGUAUUUACUCGGUCAAGUGGUACAGGGGAGUUCAGGAGUUCUACAGGUACUCUCCUUUGGAAACUCCCACCACUAGGGUAAUGCCGGUCAAUGGAAUUAAAGUUGAUAGGUUAAGAUCCAAUGAAACACACGUGGUAUUGUUACGAGUGACGCCGCCACUGAGCGGGAACUACAGCUGUGAGGUGAUACUGAAUGCUCACUCGUACCCUCACCAGACCGCCACAGCGAGGCUUGACGUUGUUGGAAUUGGAGGCCUCCGAGCUAUAGAACUGCGGAUAUCACCACCAGUGGUCCAGCGGGGCUCAGACGCGACGUUGGCGUGUUUGUACCAGCUCACAGACGCGCCUUUAUACUCUGUCAAGUGGUAUAGAGGGCGCCACGAGUUCUACCGGUACUCGCCAACCGAAACGCCAGCUACCAAGAUCUUCCCGUUCGCCGGAAUCAAUGUGGACUUGGCGAGAUCGAACCAAAGUCAAGUAGUGCUGACGCGGGUAAGCUUCGGACUUUCUGGAAACUUCAGCUGCGAGGUCACCGCGGACGCGCCCUCGUUCGCCACGUCCAUUGUGUCUAAUAACAUGGAGGUAGUCGUGCUGCCACCUACCUCGCCGUCAAUACAUACAAGUCAGCAUUACUACACACCAGGGGAUGUGAUGAAGGCGAACUGCACAUCAGGUCCGAGCCGACCUCCGUCCGUCCUCUCGUUCUUCAUCAACGAUAUGCUUGUGUCACCAGGGUUAUACCAAGUGCAUCCAGCGCCCGAAGGUCUCUUCAGAUCAGAACUGUACGUCCAGAUCCAGCUGUGGCCAGCCCACUACGAGAGGGGGGCGCCGAUCCUCCGAUGUGAGGUCAAAGUGGGGGAACUGUAUAAAGAAGACUCUGCUGUCGCGCUGUACUCAGCGAAUAGUGAUCCUAAAAUUGAGAGAGUGACGUCACCAGGGUCCGCCGCCAAGCUGCAAGCGUGCCAACCACUACUUCUCCUAUAUAUAAUUUUAUGGGCGAACAAUACAUAGACAUUGUAUGUACUGUAUAAAUAAUAAUUUAGGUAAAUUAUAAAUAAGUAGAUGUAUUCGAUACAGUCCGUGGGAGAAAUUGUGAAUUUAAUUACGAUUAAUUGUACCUAAAUGAGCUGCUAACUUAUACCAAAGAAUGUAAAGACUAAGAAUAUUGUUGAUUUAAUACAAAUUAUAUAU
Messenger RNA from Galleria mellonella (greater wax moth), 2085 nucleotides. RefSeq lists its product as uncharacterized. Bases 715 to 1905 code for a protein of 396 amino acids. Lineage: Eukaryota; Metazoa; Arthropoda; Insecta; Lepidoptera; Pyralidae. The record is from RefSeq and is a predicted model, not a curated record. The transcript is spliced from 8 exons.